Messenger RNA from Thlaspi arvense, 1761 nucleotides. Lineage: Eukaryota; Viridiplantae; Streptophyta; Magnoliopsida; Brassicales; Brassicaceae. The record is from the annotation of a GenBank genome assembly.
AUGAUAAUGAAGCCAAGAAAACAUAAGCUUACGAUUUUGAAAGAUAUUAACCCUUCGAAGCCAUAUCAGUUCAUCCCGGUCUCGGACAUAGCGGCUGCGUUUCGUAGCUCGAAAUACGGUCACGCAGCAGAUUCCAAGCUUGCAAAGCCAUUUGAUAGGUCAUCCGCGGAUCCUUCGGCUUUAUGCAGAACGAAAUUCGCCAUAUCAGGAUGGGAGAACCUUAAAGUUUGCUUUGAACGUGAGAUACUAUUGAUCAACCGUCACAGAUUUCUUUACACUUUUAGGACAUGUCAGGUUGCAUUUGUGGGAUUUGUCACAGCCACUGUGUUCUUGAGAACAAGGUUACACCCAACAAACGAAGCAUAUGCCAACGAGUACUUAGCUUGCCUGUUCUUCGGCUUAGUGCACAUGAUGUUCAAUGGUUUCUCUGAGCUGCCUCUCAUGAUCUCGCGUCUUCCCGUCUUCUACAAGCAAAGGGAUAACUCGUUCCAUCCUGCUUGGUCCUGGUCUGUCGCCAGCUGGAUCUUGCGUGUGCCUUACUCUAUCCUUGAAGCUGUUGUCUGGACUUGUGUGGUUUACUACAGUGUGGGACUUGCUCCCUCACCAGGCAGAUUUUUCCGAUACAUGUUAAUCCUCUUCUCGGUGCAUCAAAUGGCUCUCGGUUUGUUUCGUAUGAUGGCUUCUAUAGCUAGGGAUAUGGUCAUCGCCAAUACAUUCGGAUCUGCGGCAAUCUUAGUAGUGUUCUUGCUUGGUGGAUUCGUUAUUCCAAAAGAUGAUAUUAAACCAUGGUGGAUUUGGGGUUUCUGGAUUUCGCCGUUAUCCUAUGGGCAACGUGCCAUUGCAGUUAAUGAAUUCACAGCCACGAGGUGGAUGGAGCCAUCAGCUAUAUCGAAUACUACAAUUGGAUUAAACCUUCUCAAGCUACGGAGUUUUCCCGAACGACAAUUGGUAUUGGGUUGGAGUCGCUGUCCUUCUUGCUUAUGCAAUUCUCUUCAACAACAUAGUCACUCUCGCCUUGGCUUAUCUCAACCCUUAGUUCUUCUUCAUUUUUUUCCUCUUGCAGCUCUAAGAAAAGCUCGAGCAGUUGUAUUAGACGAUCCCAAUGAAGAAACCAAAACUGCUUUUGUAUCAGAUGUAAAACAAGCAAAAAUUGAGAAAAAAGGAAUGAUUCUUCCAUUCAAACCAUUAACAAUGACUUUCCACAAUGUUAACUAUUAUGUUGAUAUGCCAAAGGAAAUGCGUUCUCAUGGUGUGCCAGAGACAAGACUACAACUGUUAUCAAGCGUAAGUGGAGUCUUCUCUCCUGGUGUUCUUACAGCUUUAGUUGGAUCGAGCGGUGCGGGAAAAACUACAUUGAUGGAUGUUCUUGCGGGUCGAAAGACUGGUGGGUAUACCGAGGGAGAUAUCAGAAUCUCCGGUUACCCAAAAGAACAACAAACAUUUGCUAGAAUCUCUGGAUAUGUUGAGCAGAACGAUAUACAUUCUCCUCAAGUAACUGUUGAAGAGUCCCUAUGGUUUUCUGCUAGCCUUCGUCUUCCUAAAGAUAUCAGCAAAGAACAGAAAAAGGAAUUUGUGGAAGAAGUUAUGAGACUUGUAGAGCUUGACAGUCUGAGAUAUGCGUUGGUGGGUUUACCCGGUACAACCGGACUUUCCACAGAGCAGAGGAAGCGGUUAACAAUCGCGGUUGAGUUAGUGGCGAACCCAUCAAUAAUUUUCAUGGAUGAACCAACCUCUGGACUUGAUGCAAGAGCAGCUGCAAUC